Rhizophagus irregularis DAOM 181602=DAOM 197198 is the source of this 2331-nucleotide messenger RNA. RefSeq lists its product as uncharacterized. Gene Ontology annotation, molecular function: oxidoreductase activity. NCBI's taxonomy places the organism in Eukaryota, Fungi, Glomeromycota, Glomeromycetes, Glomerales, Glomeraceae. The record is from RefSeq and is a predicted model, not a curated record.
AAAUUUUUAAUAUUUGCAACAUUUGCAACGAUUUAUUUUAUUUUAUUUUUUUCUUUUGUCACAAAAGAAAUUUCAAAUUUCAAAUUACUCUUUGUUUCUUAAAAACUCAAUCUUUUUAUUGACAAAAUGUCUCUCGCUAAAGCAAGAAAAGGAUUAAAGACUGAAAAGAAAGGUGGAAAAGUAUCUCCUGAUCAAAAACUUCUCAACCAAUUCUUUGAAACCCAUGAUAAUCAUAACAAGUCAGAUAAAAAUUUUAAAUUCAGUCAUUUUCACCCUGGACAUGCUGAGGAUGCCUUUAAACUCUCUGCGGAAUUUAUGGAAAUCGCAAACAAAAAUCCUGAUAAUGCCAUCGAGAAAGUUGUUGAACACGCGAAUAAAGCAUCUGAAACUUCGAAUCUCGAAUUAGUUCGUCAUGCUUUAAUGAUGUUUAUUUCUCAUCAUCCGUCUGCUCGUAACAAAAAUUUGCGUAUUCCUCCAUUGAUUAAGCGUUCUCCUGGAUCUACUGUUCCCAAGAAGAAGCAAGUUUCAACUGCUGAAAAAUUUAAGGAAACUGAAGGUGAAAACCCUGAAUUAUACAUGAAUUGGUAUAGAGAAGAUCCUAAUCUCAAUGAGCAUCACGAGCAUUGGCAUAUCGUUUAUGGUGCUACUGGUGUACCUGAUCUUGAUAAUCCUUUGACAAAACGUGUUCAUAAGGAUCGACAUGGUGAAUUGUUCGUUUAUAUGCAUCGACAAAUGCUGGCAAGAUAUGAUAUCGAACGUAUUGGACUGGGUUUAUCUUUGGUUAAACCUCUUGAUGAUUAUUCUGCCCCAAUUGAGGAAGGAUAUCAUCCUAACGAAAAUUUGGUUGAUGCAGAAGAUAGAAAUGAUCCUUACUCUACAUUUGGUUCUCGUGAUCAUAAGAAACAACUUCGUAAUAUUCCUAGUAGUAAGGAUAAAACUGAAGAACUCAAAACUGAAGACAUGCAGACAUCUCGUGAAAAGAUCGAAAAAGCUGUUAAUUGUGGUAAAUUUUAUAAUGAUACCAAGAUCGAUAUUGAUACGUUGGGCGCUGUUCUCGAAUCUUAUCAAAAUGGCAAUGUUGAACAUUUGAUUGAAUAUUAUGGUCUUAAAUAUUAUGGUGAUAAUAUAGGUUUACAUGGAAGUGGUCACCUUAUUAUAGGAAACAUAACUGAUGAUCCUGGUGUGAUGUCUCAAACACGCGUUGCUGCACGUGAUCCGGUAUUUUGGAGAUGGCAUCGUCAUAUAGAUAAUCUGGUCAAAACAUGGGAAGAAAAUCAAGAACCAAAUGACUUUUCCAAAUCACUACCUGUAAAACUUCAAGAUGUCAUUCUUGUAUUCAAAGAUAAACUGCCUAUACACCAUGGAGAAACCCAAGAUGAAGAAGCAGCUGAAUUUGGUAAAAAAUCAUUUGGUGGAGAAAAUUUUUGUAAGGACGUAUCAAAAAAUGAUAUUGUUACAAAUGAAUUAGAAACAAAAAUGAAAACUAGAGUGUGGACACAUAUUGCAGAUUCAGGAUCAACUGAGGAGAUAGAUUUUUUAUUCCCUAGGGAAUUUUAUUAUUAUUUCCGUGUUGAAAAUACUUCAGCAAGUGAAUUUAUAGCUACAUUCCGCGUCUUUCUAGUACCAGAGGAAUUAGCUGAAUCAAGAGUUCAUUGGAUUGAAUUAGAUAAAUUCAAAGAAAGUUUACCUGCUAAUUCUAAAACGGUAGUAUGUCGUGAUUGUGAUAUGUCAUCAAUCGUACGUCAACCUCCGCAGAAAACCGAUGAUGAAUUAGACGAUACAGCUCUUCCGAUUGAUACUACUCCAGAUGCAGAAGGAAUUAAUACUAAUGACACAUUUUGUGAUUGUGGUUGGCCUUUCCAUUUAUUACUGCCCAGAGGAAGGAAAGGAGGAAUGAAAUUUAAAUUGUUAGUAUUUAUUUCCGAUUGGUCUGAAGAUAAAGUAGAAGUACCAAAAGAAAAUAUUAGGUGUGGAAGUAUUAGUUUCUGCGGUGCUCAAAAGCCUGCUGAUAAAUAUCCCGACAAUAAACCCAUGGGUUAUCCACUUGAUAGACCUUUCAAAAAUAAUUCUUAUAAAGAGACGUUUGCUGGAUUAAACAAUGCUGUUAUUAAAGAUGUUAGCAUUAAAUUGGUUAAAGACUUUCCUGAAAUCGUCGAAGGCUGUUAACUAACCCAUUUUGUAAAUAUAUAAAUAUUUAUUUUUCAUAUUUUUUCUUAUAAAUAAUUUGCAUGACACGAUCGACCUUUAAAGUGUGAUUUCCUACAUUUAAUUACUUUUCAAAACAGCAAAAACAGCAAAAACAGCAAAAAAAAAAAAAAAAAAAAAAAAAAA